Molecule: messenger RNA, 970 nt
Organism: Mugil cephalus (flathead mullet)
Lineage: Eukaryota; Metazoa; Chordata; Actinopteri; Mugiliformes; Mugilidae
Exons: 6
Coding region: 29-970 (313 amino acids)
Biological process (GO): response to bacterium
Molecular function (GO): 2-oxoglutarate-dependent dioxygenase activity; methyltransferase activity
Source: RefSeq, a predicted model, not a curated record
UUGCAGAGCUCCAGUCAUACUCACAACCAUGAACUUCACCCUGAUAACAGCUUUUAGUCUCUGCAGCCUCUGCUGGUUCUCUGUCUCAGGUUCUGAGUUUCAGAAUAUGACUGUCCAGUUGGGUCAAGACGUCACACUCACAUGCUCUAAUGUUGACCAGUAUGAUACUGUGAUAUACUGGUACAGGGUGGUUGACAGAACCUCAGUUGCUCUUAUUGAUUCCGUGUUUCCAUCGACUAAAGUUGCCACAAAAAGUGAUCGACUCCAAAAUGGAAAAUAUGAAAUAAUCUCUGACAACUCCUCUGUCCUUCUCAAAAUCAAGUCACUGGAUUUAUCAGACUCUGGGCUGUAUGUGUGUGGAAAAAUCAGAAAGCAGGAUCUACUUUUAAGUGGGACAUAUUUAAAGAUUGAUGGCACUGAUGAGUCUGAUGGUAACAUGGACAACAAAUGUAAACCUUGUCUUUGUUCUAAAGAGUCUGAUGAAAUGGUAAAGCUGGUGAGUGUGGCCCUGGAUGGACUGACUGUUGUCCUUGUUAUGGUCAUCAUUGGUCUGGUUGUUCAAAACUUGAAGCUUAAAAAAGAAAAUAACCUGACCCUGAAUGUCCUUAAAACGAAAGAACUUAUCAUGGAUUUCAGGAGGAUCAGACAGGACCACACCCCCCUCCUCAUCAACGGAGAGCAAGGGGAGACUGUCACCACCUUCAGGUUUCUUGGCACCCACAUCUCCGCAGACCACUCCUGGACUCACAUUGGGGUCCUGGUAAAGAAGGCUCAGCAGUGGCUACACUUCCUGCGUGUCCUCAGGGAGAAGAAUCUGAACACGAAGCUGCUGCUGGCCUUCCUCAGUGGAGAGCGUACUGACGUACUGUCUGGGCGUCUGCAGCUCUCCUUCCAUAAGAAGGGAGAAAUGGUCAACUUUGGAAAGUGUGAAUGGGGUUCCAAGAAGAGUUUCAGUUGUAUCGCCGUUUAA